AAGCAGCUGCUUCAUCUUGAUGUUAUUCUUUAUCAAUAGCUACCACAACGAUUUUUCUUUUUCAAACACGCGCGCUCUCUUUCUCCCGGAUUCAUCGAUUUCCUGGAGCGUGACGUCCCGGCCAUCUAGAAUCACAACAACAAGCUGACUUCUGCCCCAUGGGAGCGUUUACAUCGUUAGUCGAUGCUUUACCGGACACAGACUAGCCUACAGACUAUACUUUAACACAAAGUUUGCUCAAAAUAAUAGCCUCUUACAUAGGCUUCAUUUUCUUUACUAGAUUUUGCGGGACGCGAUGGAAGAAGAGGCUCAUGGCAGGACAUCGGUGAAUAAAUACCAACCGACGGAGUUGAAAGUCAAAGAAGAGGACCAUGGCGAUUUCAGUUAUCAAAGGCCAGGAGGGAGCCCAAACUCACACUCCGACGGUGGGAAGACUUCCUCAGAGUCAGGGGAAUCAGACAGAAAGCUGCCCAAAUCAGACAGACCGCACAACUGCUCUCUGUGCGGAAAAGGAUUUUCCCAAUUGGGACAUCUGAAAUUACACAAUAAAACGCAUACAGGAGAGAAACGCUAUGGCUGUAUUCAAUGCGGGAAGAGUUUCGCAAGGUCAGACUAUUUAAAAAAACAUGCGAAAAUUCACAGUGUAGAGAAACCAUACAAAUGCUCUGUGUGCGGCAAGGUAUUUGCUAGGUCAGACAUCUUAACCAUACACAAGAGAGUUCACACUUCAGAGAGGGUGCAGCAUCCCACCAAAGAGAAACUCUAUCCCUGCUCUCAGUGCGGAAAGCGGUUCUCUCAAUUGGGAAACCUCAAAUCGCAUGAGAGCUCUGUGCAUGCAGGAAAGAAGCCUUUCAACUGUCCUGAAUGCGGAAAGGGGUUCUCGCAUUUUGGUAACAUGCAAAAACACCAGCGUGUGCACACUGGAGAGAAACCAUACAUGUGCCCUGAUUGUGGGACAGGUUUUUCCAGAUCACAUCACCUCAAAACACAUCAGCAAAUUCAUAAAGGGGAGAAGCCUCACUUAUGCACUGAAUGUGGGAAGGGUUUUGCUAGGGCAGACUCUUUAACGGCACAUCAGCGAGUGCACAGGCUAGACAACAAGCCGUACGGCUGUUCUGACUGUGGCAAAGCCUUCUCUUCAUUUGGAAACUUAACGCAGCAUCAGAGAAUUCACACCGGAGAGAAACCAUAUCAGUGCUCUCAGUGUGAGAGAAGCUUUGCUUUUUCAACAGAUUUGAAAAAUCAUCAGAGGAGACACACUGGAAUGAAACCAUACUAUUGCUCGGACUGUGGGAGAAGUUUCACAACGGCAUCUUCCCUAAAAUCACACCAGAAAAUUCACAAAUUAUAAAAGUCAUGGUCUCUGUGUGGUAGUAAUGUCUCUCUACAAUGUCAAACAUUAGCGAAAUACUCAGCUGUCAAAAUGCUGCCGAUGGGGAAACCUUGAGGCUCACAUUUUUCUUAGGAAUACUAGAGGCACAAUAUUCUCAUGGUUUAAUCCUUGAUUUAAAAACAGCAUAGGAAUUCAAUGUUUUGUUUUUAAUAGAGUGAUUUUGGAUGGUUAUUGGAUGGUUAUUUUUACACUGAAACUACCUGAUUUUUUUUUUUUACCCAGAAAUCUCUUUAAUGUUUGAAUGUGUUUACUACAUAGCUCCAGUUGUGUGAAUUUUAUUCUAUAUAUGUUGAUAAUGACAAGCAAAAAACAUGACUAUAGGGAACCAGAAUCUCCUGCAAAUUAUGUUAACUUUUGUUGUAUAACCUGCAUUUGUCAUAAGAGGGUCAGGACACAUUACAUUGCAAUCACAAAACAUAUGCAAUGUCAUAAGUUAUAUUGACAAACUUUAGUUGCAAACUCAUUUGAAGCAUUUAUGCUUUAAUUUAGUCCUCUGACACUAGUUCAGUUGGUAGAGAUAAGAGAGUCUGCUAAAUGGCAUACUGACUGGCUGCAUCACUGCUUGGUCUGGCAAUAGCACCCCCCUCGAUCGCCUGGCGCUACAAAGGGUUGUGCCGACAGCUAAGUACAUCACUGGGGCUGAGCUCCCUGCCAUCUAGGACCUCUAUCAGGUGGUUGACUUGACAGCUCAUGCAGUUUUAGUGUUCUGAUUACAGAGUUCUGAUCAUGGAACACCAUGUGUCUACACCUACACAGUUGCCACAUAAAAAUAAAAAAAUGAUAGAGAUGGAAUUCCCGGCACAAAUAUUUUACAAAAUGUUUAGAUUUAGGCUAUAAAAAUGGAUUUUAUCAAAGAAAACGGCACUUCAUUUGAUCAAUGGCAUACUCAGGAAGAGAAAUAAGAGCAAGAUAUCAGAAUGUAAGUCAAUUUUACCUUCAGAUGUGAAAGUCUAAAAACUGUCAUGGCGGAAAAUGUUUCUGUUCUUGAUUGCUCUUCUCAAACAAAAGCAUGGGAUUUGUUCUCUGUAAUAGCUAUUUUAAAUUGGAAAACGUCGUUUGAUUACCAAGAUUCUAAUCUUUUGAAGGGUAUAAGACACUUGCAUUUCAAGAAUGUUUAAUGUUACGAAAUUGUAUUUUUAGUUGUCACUCUGAAAUUUCCCCUGAUGUUGGUCCCUGUACGGGGACAACAGCCAUAAUUAACCUGGGAAGGAAAGAAAUUUCACAAAUUAACUUCUAACAAGGCAUACCUGUUAAUUGAAAUGCAUUCCAGAUGAGUACCUCAUGAAGCUGGUUGAGAGAAUGCCAAGAGUGUGCAAAGCUGUCAAAGC
Oncorhynchus gorbuscha (pink salmon) is the source of this 2721-nucleotide messenger RNA. Its product is annotated as zinc finger protein 239-like. NCBI's taxonomy places the organism in Eukaryota, Metazoa, Chordata, Actinopteri, Salmoniformes, Salmonidae. Bases 296 to 1351 code for a protein of 351 amino acids. Gene Ontology annotation, molecular function: RNA polymerase II cis-regulatory region sequence-specific DNA binding; DNA-binding transcription factor activity, RNA polymerase II-specific. Gene Ontology annotation, biological process: regulation of transcription by RNA polymerase II. The transcript has 3 exons. The record is from RefSeq and is a predicted model, not a curated record.